Messenger RNA from Triticum turgidum subsp. durum (durum wheat), 1092 nucleotides. Lineage: Eukaryota; Viridiplantae; Streptophyta; Magnoliopsida; Poales; Poaceae. The record is from the annotation of a GenBank genome assembly.
AUGGAGGCCUCCCCUCUCCUACUGCUCGUCUCACUCACUCUCCUACUUGCCACGUUUCUCCAGGCCAAGGCAGUGCCAUCCCUGCAAGAUCAAGCAGGAGCGCUCCUUGCCUGGAAAGCCACGCUCCAAAGCCACCCAGCCCAGCUGCAAUCCUGGUCAAGGGGAAACAAUACUAGCACACGGCCCUGCAGCUGGUAUGGCAUCAAGUGCCGCAAGCAUCAAGUAAGUCACCAAGAGGUGAUCACCGGGAUCUCUCUACGUGGGCUGCGUUUGAGAGGGGAUCUCGACGCCCUCAACUUCACGGCGUUGGAAACCCUGACAAGCGUUCAACUCUCGCACAACAAGCUCACUGGGAGGAUCCCUCCGAGCAUUGUGUCCCUCAAAGAGCUCCGGUUCCUGCUUCUUCGGCGCAAUCAGAUAAGGGGCCCUUUAUCACCUGCUUUAGCAUCCUUGACAAAGCUGCAGUACUUAAUGCUCCAACAGAAUGAACUCUUCGGUGAAAUACCAAGGCAAAUAGGAGAACUAGAGGGUCUUGUGAAGCUGAAUUUGUCUGCCAACCACUUGUCUGGUCCCAUCCCCGGCGAACUAGGCUACCUAAAUAAGUUGUCCAUGUUAGAUUUUUCUAGCAACAACCUCACAGGCCCCAUUCCAAGAAAUUUAGGUAAUCUCACUAGACUCACUAUCUUGUACCUUUCUGGUAAUUAUUUAUCUGGAUAUCUUCCUCGAGAACUAGGUUACCAUGUAAAUUUAAAAGAUUUGGAUCUUAGCAAAAAUAUACUGAUAGGUUCCAUCCCCAAUUCCUUUGGGAGUUUGAUUAACGUCAAUGUCUUGGCCCUAUGGCAUAACCAAUUUUCGGACAAUAUUCCUCGAGAACUAGGUUACCUAGUGAAUCUAAAAGAGUUGUAUCUUAACAUGAACAAACUCAAUGGUUCCAUUCCCAGUACCUUUGGGAAUUUGACAAAGCUCACGAUCUUCUACCUUCAUGAUAAUAAGAUCUCUCAAUAUCUUCCUCGAGAACUAGGUUACCUAGUGAAUCUACGAAAGUGUAUCUAUGGAAUAAUACAUUUUCCGGGUGUAUUCCUCGGGAACUAG